This is a messenger RNA of Cylicocyclus nassatus, 1376 nucleotides long. The record is from the annotation of a GenBank genome assembly. NCBI's taxonomy places the organism in Eukaryota, Metazoa, Nematoda, Chromadorea, Rhabditida, Strongylidae.
AUGAUUCCUGAACGUGAAGAGUCUACAGAAAGAUUGCCGAGGAAAUUCAGACCUCAAGUUGAAGUGCAUCUGAAGAAGGGAGUCGCAAAGUCGCAGCUAGAGGGAAAACUUCCAGAGCUGGAGGCCUUCAUCAAAAAGCAAAAAAGUCUUCGGAACUGGAUUCCAAUGCUGAUGCAAGACUUAGUUGUGAUCGAUGAACACAAGUGUUUUGCUGAGCUAAUCCAAAGCAUCAUGGUUGGUUGCAUGAACUAUUCCGAUGCUUAUCCACUUGAUGAUAUUCUGGAUAAAAUAAGUUUGUGCGAUCAAAAUGUGCACUUUUACAAACUCCACUGUGAUGGAGCAAUGUCGCAAUCUCUCUCAGUCGAUGAAAACUCGGACGAAAACGCAAUGGGAUCACUUCUAUGGGAGUUACCAUGUAUGGAAUUUGAAAAUUUGUGGGAAAAUCUUAUCUACGACACUGAUGUCAAAAAUGAGCUCAUGUCAUAUGUACAUGCCUUAAUCCAGCUUUCUGACAAAGGCGCCGACAUGAAAGUGAUCAACGUAAAUCGACUCAUUAUAUUACUAGGUCCUCCUGGGACGGGUAAAACAACCCUUUGUCGAGGUGUAGCUCAACAUUUAUCAAUCCGUUUGAACGCGAGGUUUUCAACAUCGGUAAUGGUGGAAAUUAACAGCCACAGUCUUUUUUCAAAAUGGUUUUCCGAGAGCGGAAAGCUUGUUCUCAAAAUGUUUGAUCAAAUAGACGAAAUGGCUGAAGACGGCAAAUGUCUUGUAUUUGUACUGAUUGAUGAGGUAGAAUCGCUGGGAAUGUCGCGUGAUGCGUCGACGAGUCGAGGAGAUCCAGCUGAUUCGAUAAGAGCCGUAAACGCGCUUCUUACUCAAAUUGACAGAAUCAGAAGACGCCCGAAUGUGAUCGUCUUGUGCACUUCAAAUCUUGAAGAUUGCUUGGAUCGAGCAUUGCUGGAUCGUGCAGAUGUAGUAAAACACGUAGGACAGCCAUCUGCUGUUGCCCUAUAUUCCAUUCUGGCCAAAUGCAUCGAGGAACUCAUCAGGAUAGGAGUAGUUGGCACAGAUGAGCGGCUGCCUUCUAUCAGGGAGCUCAAAGACCAAGAAACGCUUUACCCUGCUGGAUGUGAGCUGUUGGAACUAGCGAAGCUUGCGCAAGGGCUCAGUGGACGAUCCAUACGACAAGUACCUGCGCUGGCAUGGUCUAAAGCUGAUGGGGAGUCUGUCACACUCCAAGCAUGUCUCUCUCUAUUCAAAGAAGCGAUUCUAGAGAAAGCUGAACGAUGUAAAUAAUCAUUCUCUUAUCUCAUAAUAAUAUAAAGUGACAUCAUUGAUUUAUUGUAUUGAAUAAAUAAAUAGAUGUGAUUGUUCAA